UCCUUCUUUCGUUCCCAGAUUGAGCCAAUCACAGCCAACUCAGUGGCUGAUUGACGUUUCGUGCAGCCAAUGAGCUGGUCGAAAGAACGAUCUGCAGCGUCUUGCUCGGAAGACUUUGGAUACCUGCGACUGCACUGGAGGUAGACGCGGACCUCCGUGCAUGAUUUACGCAUCCUGCCGAAAAACACUGGACUCUGAUCGGGAUUAAACUUUCAAGCAAGAAACAUGGAAGAAACGUAAGAAAAGACAAUGACUUCGAAAGAGGCAGUUGCGGAAAGCACCAGGAACCGCGACAGCGACGCGUCCUUCGAUGAGCUGCAGCCAGACGAGGAAAGCAGCGGUUUGUCCGAGACAGAGUCCAUGUCCGAGGACACGUUUCUACAGGAGGACUCCGCAGUUGAAAUGCAACCUUCUGACUGUUGGGCGCCGCUUUCAGGUUCAAGUAGCUUGUCUGAAGACGAACCCCCGCCCGUGAAAAAAACACCAACGAGAACGAAAAGAAUACGACGGGUGACAUCAAGAUGGCGAGACAGAGGACGGGGGAGGACCAGCAGUCCGGCCGGGACGUCGGCCAACACAGAGGAGAGGUGGAACGACGUGACGACGCCCGACAUCACACCUCCACAGCCGACAUUCAGACCCGUCCACCCGCCUGGAACCAAGCUCAUCUCGACCGGCUCCUACACGGCCCUGCAUCUUUUCCAACUGUUCAUGACAAAUUCAGUUUUACAGACAAUCGUGCGAAACACCAAUGAGUAUGGCUCGAAAUGCCUUUCAUCACCCAGCACCCCGUGGACCGACCUAAAUGUCCAAGACCUGUAUUGCUUCAUUGCGAUAAUCAUCUACAUGGGCUUGGUAAAAUGUAACAAGCAGACAGAUUACUGGAGAGGGGGAAAAUUGUACAGUUUAUCUUUCCCCAAAAAAGUGAUGCCCGGCAAGAAGUUCCUCAGGAUCUGCCGCUCGCUGCACCUCAGCAACUCAGUGGACGAUGCUGCCAAUAAUGAGAAGAAAGGAACUGCUACCUACGACCGCUUGGGUAAAAUCAAACCGUUGUAUGACCACAUGAGACAGGUUUGUAGGCAAAACUAUCACCCCAAGCAAAACAUUUCUGUGGAUGAGAGGAUGGUGGCCUCCAAAGCAAGGACGGGUCUGAAGCAGUACGUGAAGAGAAAGCCGGUCCGCUGGGGCUACAAGCUUUUCGUGUUGGCCGACUCUGAAAGUGGCUACACGUGGAACUUUCUUGUUUAUGAAGGCAAGCUCCAUAAAACGACGGGAAAGGGGCUGAGCUACGAGGCCGUCAUGGAGCUCGUGGACACUCGGCUGUUGGGCACUGGUUAUAAAUUGUUUGUGGACAACUUUUAUACCAGCCCCACCCUUUUCAGAGACCUCCUGCAAAAAGAAAUCUGGGCGUGUGGAACCAUGUCGAAUCCGUGCAGAGCCAGGAUCGGCUGUCCGCAGACUCAGGAAAACUCCCUGCCCUCUCGAGCACCACGCGGGAGCAUAAGAUGGAUCAGGAAGGACUCCCUUUUAUUUGUCCAGUGGAAAGACACGAGGGACGUGUGGAUGUGUUCGUCUUUCCACACUGCCCACGGCACAGACACAGUCCAGCGCAGAGUCAAGGGUGCAGAUGGGCAAUGGGAGAAGAAAGAUAUUCCAAUUCCACCUGCUGUCAAGGACUACAACUGCUGCAUGGGAGGAGUGGACCUUUCUGAUGCCCUCAUUGGAUACUACAAAGUUCUGCAAAAAACCUGGAAGUGGUACAAGACGUUCUUUUAUCAUUUCUUGGACAUUUCAAUCGUGAAUGCCUUUAUCCUACAUAAAGAGCACUGCAAGACCAAAGGAGAGGUUCCUCUGAACCAAAAGGCUUUCAGGGAGACCCUUACUCUGGAGCUGGUGGAGUUGGGAUCCCCUAGUGCAGUGGCAGAACCACCUGACAGAAAGCAUCACAGACUUGUUUUCAUCAGGGCCAGCUCCACAGCUGGCAGACAGCGCUGCAAAAAAUGCGGCACCAAAACACCUGUGAAAUGCUCCGCAUGUGAGAUGGCAUUUUGCUUCCAGCCUACAAGAGACUGCUUCAACGAGUGGCACGUGGAACAUAACUUGUAGAGGCAUGAGUCAGGAGUCAGCCUCACCUAGUGGAGGCGAGGUGCAUUUGCAGUUUAAAAGUUUGAAAACACAGCAAAAGACAUGUGCACGGACAGGGGUUCCGAGAUAUUUCCCCCACUAAGAGGACAAUGUCAGAUGUUUUUACAUAUGUUGGACAUUUUAAAAAUGCUGAGGGGAAACUAAUUGUAGAUGGUAAACCUGUCUGCAGAAAAUGCAGUAAAAAAGUCACUGCAAUUGUGGUUUAGCACAUCUAAUUCGACGAGCCAUCUCUUUGAACACCACCCACAACUAUACAGUGAGUGCUGUUUAAUAUGGUAGUGUGUGCAUAGUUGAGUACACCCAACAGUCAAAGUGUCCUUUAGAUCUACAAUUUGCACAAAGUGCAGUUACCUCUUGUGGCCAUAAGGGGCCAUCUUUAAUGUACAUUUAUUUUUUUAUUUACUUCCAGUAUUAUAUUAAAGUUUUAUAUUGUUUAAGAGUAGUGUUGCUUUUAAAUGCAAAUUUGUAUAUUUGAUAUUGUACUUGUUUUUUUUAUUUGUUUUUUCAAAAUAAAAUUUGGUUAAAUGAU
Molecule: messenger RNA, 2674 nt
Organism: Mugil cephalus (flathead mullet)
Lineage: Eukaryota; Metazoa; Chordata; Actinopteri; Mugiliformes; Mugilidae
Product: piggyBac transposable element-derived protein 4
Exons: 3
Coding region: 250-2106 (618 amino acids)
Source: RefSeq, a predicted model, not a curated record